Messenger RNA from Marasmius oreades (fairy-ring Marasmius), 1898 nucleotides. RefSeq lists its product as uncharacterized. Lineage: Eukaryota; Fungi; Basidiomycota; Agaricomycetes; Agaricales; Marasmiaceae. Gene Ontology annotation, molecular function: oxidoreductase activity, acting on CH-OH group of donors; flavin adenine dinucleotide binding. Bases 33 to 1898 code for a protein of 621 amino acids. The transcript is spliced from 12 exons. The record is from RefSeq and is a predicted model, not a curated record.
GCGGCAACUAACGAAACUGAAGAUAUAAAACCAUGGCUUUCGAGAACGGGACUGCGAACAUGCCCUCGGCUGCUCGCAAGACGUGGUUCUCCCUUACUUUCCUCGUUGUGCGGUGCUUUGGGGCUUUUUUCGAUGAUAUAUCAGUUCUUCCCCAAGACUGCUAUGAUUUCGUCGUUAUUGGCGGAGGCACAGCAGGACUAGUGGUCGCAAAUAGACUCAGCGAGAAUCCUAAAGUUUCGGUUCUUGUCAUUGAAGCCGGUGCUUCAAACAAAGACGUAUUAGAUAUCAAAGUACCAUUUUAUUCCACACGCGUCUCUUCUCGAACUUUAUACGAUUGGAACUACACAACAGUGCCCCAGGCUCAACUCAACGGCAGGUCAAUAGACUACACCCGUGGACAUGUAUUAGGAGGGUGUAGCAGCACCAACUUCAUGAUUUACACUCGUGGAUCCUCAGAAGAUUACGAUCGCAUCGCCGAAGUUACCAGAGACCAAGGCUGGUCAUGGCACAAUCUUCAACCAUUCAUUCUUCGCAACGAAAUUGUAACCCCACCAGCUGAUCACCACAACACCCAAGGCCAAUACACUCCUGCAGUACAUGGUCAUUCAGGAGUGAAUUCGAAUAGUCUUCCCGGGUUUGCAACGCCAAUGGACGAACGCAUCAUGCGAAGCACCCAAGAACACCCAAAAGAGUUUCCCUUCAAUGAAGAUUAUAACAGUGGCUUCCAACUCGGAAUAGGGUGGGGAAUGGCUACUAUUCUGAACGGAGAGCGAAGUAGCUCAGCUACCUCAUAUCUCGCACCGAAGUACGCUGCACGGCCCAAUCUGCACGUCGUUCUCAAUUCCCGGGUUACUCGUGUUCUAGCUUCGAGCAAGACGUCUUCACGAUCCUCUAUCACGAGUGAUUACUCUACGAGAGGGAGAACAUCCAAGCUCGUGUCGAUAGACACCGUAGAAGUCGCGACGGCCGCUGACGGUCCUAGGAAGUUCAUUACAGCUAGGAAAGAGAUUGUACUCUCCGCUGGCUCCAUUGGGUCUCCACAGAUCCUGAUGAACUCUGGAAUAGGCGAUUUCGAUGCCUUGACGAAGCUUGGCGUCGAGUCUAUCCUCAAUAAUCCUUCAGUUGGUCAGAAUUUGAGCGACCACCCAGUAGUAGGUAAUACAUGGUUUGUCAACGAAACAGAAACUUGGGAAAAACUCGUCCGCAACGAUACUUUCGCUGAGGAGGCGUUGCAACUGUGGAGGACGAAACGCCAGGGUCCCCUCGUGAAUACGGUGACCACACAGCUAGGGUGGCUUCGCAUACCUGAUAAUUCGGGUGCAUUCAAAGAGCACCCGGAUGAUCCUGCGGCAGGUCCGAAUACUGCUCAUUACGAAUUUGUUUUUGCUAAUGGCAUGAGAGGCAAACUGCCAACUGAGGGCAACUUUGUGACAAUAUCUACUGUUGUUGCAUCACCCGCCUCUCGGGGUUCUGUUCAGUUGCGUUCUGGCGACCCCUUCGAUGACCCCCUCAUUGACCCCAAUUUCUACGGUUCCAAGUUCGACAUGACCGUAAUGAAAGAGGCAAUCUACGCUGCCCGUCACUUUACUGCUGCCAAAGCGUGGGAGGGCUAUAUCCUCAAGCCUUAUUUCAGCGCCACAAAGGAGGCGGAGAUCGAGGACAUGAUUCGCGAUACCACUCGGACGAUUUCCCAUCCUGUUGGAACGGCUGCUAUGAGCGCGAAGAGUGCUGAUUAUGGUGUUGUUGAUCCUGAUCUGAGGGUGAAAGGGAUCCAAUCGGGCCUUCGCGUCAUUGAUGGUUCAGUCUUUCCAUAUAUACCUGCUGGUCAUACACAGGCUCCUGUCUAUAUCAUAGCUGAACGAGGAUCGCAGUUAAUGAAGGAUGCAUGGGGGCUUUGA